GUGAGCGAGCAGGAGCGCAACUCAAGGUUAAAAACCCGCACUGAUCUAAACCUAAUAACACCAGGAGGAAAACACACAGGACUUUUACUGCAGACCCCGGACACACCGCACACCCCGGACACACCGCAUGCCGUGGAUCUCCACAGAAGAGCUCGAGUGCUGAAACGUUCACAACAACAAGCAAGCGGAGAAGAAACGAAUCCACGCGGGUGGUGACCAGGAAUGGUGGACUGCUUGCUAUCAGAUGAAGAAACGUUCCCACCUCACAGCCUUUCCAUACUAGUCCAACACCGAUCGGACAUGGUGACCGACGAGAGGCUCUACCAAGCGCUGCCGUCUCCGUUCUCCGAGGACGAGCUGAGCGACUCGUCCAGCUCGCGGUCCUGCUCCAGCCCCGAGUCCCUGGUCCUGGGCUCCAGGUGCAGCAGCAGCUCGAGCAGCGAGAGCCAGGAUGGAUUCCUGGACUUCCUUCUUUCUCAGGCCACCCAGACCCCGGCGUCUUCCUCCACAGCGUUAACCCCCGCCAUCGUUCCUCCCGUCCUUCCGAUGGGUCUGGCCUGGGAGUCUCGAAGGGAUCGGGCCACCAAAGAGGAGUGCUUUGAUUUCCCCGUUUUUCCUGCAGAGCUGGAGGACCAGGCAGGGCUUUUGUUUCAGCCCACGUUGGAUGAGAUCGAGGAGUUUCUCGAGGAGAACAUGGAGGUCGUAGCCUUGAAGGAGAAAGCAGGAGAUGGUAUCGUGUCCAGCGCUCUGUCCGAGACGGAAACACAAAACUUUGACCAAACAGUGCCGGUAUUAAAUGAAAUGGAAAUUACCGACUCUGAGCCAAAAAGUGACCAGAAUUCGACCGGACCGUCCACAAACCUUCAUACCGGAGUGAAAAAGGAGUCCGGGAAGGCGGCGCUAACGGAUUCGGGGGUGCCGGUCAUCCUGCAGAUCCAGUCCAUUCCGGUCAAGCAGGAGCCGAAUCCCAGUUCCACGCCGGCGUCCCAGUCCCCCACGUCAGACAUCAAAAUCACUCAGCUGCUGGUCAACAUCCAGGGUCAGACUUUCGCCCUGGUUCCUCAGGUCAUGCCACCGGCCAGUCUCAGCAGCGCCUCGUCGAAGUUCGUCCGCAUAGCCCCGGUCCCCAUCGCCGCCAAACCCUUAGGACAGGGGGAGAACGGAGCCGGCGGGGCCCAGGGAGCAGGACUUCUUGUCGGGGGUCAGAAAUUCCAGAAGAGCUCGGUAGCCGACCUCAUUAAAAUGCACAAGUGCACUUUUCCAGGCUGCGCCAAGAUGUACACCAAGAGCAGCCAUUUAAAGGCCCAUCUGAGGAGGCACACGGGCGAGAAGCCUUUCGCGUGUACUUGGCCGGGCUGUGCAUGGAGAUUCUCCCGAUCGGACGAGCUGUCGCGCCACAGACGCUCUCACUCUGGAGUGAAGCCAUACCAGUGUCACAUCUGCGAGAAGAAAUUCGCCCGCAGCGAUCACCUGUCCAAACACAUCAAAGUCCAUCGCUUUCCACGAAGCAGCAGGACGGCACGCUCUUCACACUGACCUCAUGUGAUCCCGUCACACCGGGGGGGCACCGAGACGCCACAGAGAGAGAGAGAGGAAACAUGUGACCAAGUGAGAGUGAAAGAGUGAAAAUGAGACGGAGGUGUGACGGAGGUCAGAAUCGGUGAGAAGUUCGAGGUGCACGAGGAAAAAUUCUCAAUUGUGGUACUGUGAUAAUUUAUUGGGGAAAGCAAUGCCGGACUGAGGGAGCGACGACAGACUGUUACUUGACGCAUCUUUAAUGAUGUCCUGUUGUUCUUAUAGAUUGUAUUUUUGUAGCCGUUAGCGUUUUGAUAGUUUAAUAGUUUUCUAUUCGCGUUACGUUCUAUGCAAAGUAUUUUUCUACCUUUAGGAGAAACUUGUUGACGUCGUUAUCGACGUCUCGGUCUGUCUUGAAUGCAUCGGCAUUCCUUAUCAUUACGAUGCCUCUCUUGCCAAGUCUAAGUCUGUAGUUCUGGAAAACCGUAAACGUGGCUUCAUUCGAACUACUGAUCGUCGUCAGGACGCUACAAGCUAUCAGCCAACCCGGAUCUGCUUGUAAACUGUGAUAUGUUUAUGGAAUACUCCAGUGUUUUUAUAGUCAGGUCAUAUUUAUUUAUACAGCGCUUUCGAAGACAUCGAGUGUCAUGUGUCAGGUGCUGGACAAUAAAUCAUCAUGAUAUAAUAAUCAUAACAAACAUAUUAAAUAGUUGAUAUAAAUAAAUAAACAACAAGAAUAACAUGAACACAAUCGCUACAGAAAACCAACGUAAGACCAAAACCUUGAGAAAAUAAAUAGAUCUUCAGUUUGGAUACAUAAAAUAGAUAUAGAUACAUCGUUCUAUAACUUGGGAAGCAGCUACAGAAAAGCCCUGAUCACCUUUAGACCACAUCAUGAAUCAAAAUGUUCAAAUUGUUACCCAAAUUUAGUGCUUUAUUAAUAAAUGCCACUAUAAAUAAACAGUUUGUAAUAACAGAAAAAUCAUUCACAUUAAAUUGAAGUGAUUACUGAUUUUUAGAUUUUAAUAGCCUGUAUUAUAUAACACAAUGCUGUAGUUAUUCAGUUAAAAAUUCAGAGACAGACUGGACACAGUGGACACAGAGUGGACACAGAGUGGUACAGGGACUUCAUGUACUCAUUAACACGUUUGACAAAAGGCUGCAUCAGUACAUAGUAAGAGAAAUGCAUCUAAGUUUCUACAUUACAACACGUAUCUGAUGGAACGUCAGUCUUGACGUUGAGCUACAAGGGUUCUCAACCUGCGAGCUGGGCUUAUCUAAAUUUGUUUGCAGCCAGCAAAUAUAGUUUCUCUCUAAUCUUGUGGGUCAUUGAGGGUCGAGCUGUUCUAAAUAAUUAACUAUCAAAAAGAAAAGAGAGAGGAGAGAAUUUUCCUCUUACUGUAGUAAUAUUUACAGUAGUGUUCAAAAAAAUAGCAGUGAUUUUAAAAAAGUGAA
Molecule: messenger RNA, 2970 nt
Organism: Trichomycterus rosablanca
Lineage: Eukaryota; Metazoa; Chordata; Actinopteri; Siluriformes; Trichomycteridae
Gene: klf15
Product: Kruppel like factor 15
Exons: 3
Coding region: 223-1536 (437 amino acids)
Biological process (GO): regulation of transcription by RNA polymerase II
Molecular function (GO): RNA polymerase II cis-regulatory region sequence-specific DNA binding; DNA-binding transcription factor activity, RNA polymerase II-specific
Source: RefSeq, a predicted model, not a curated record